Molecule: messenger RNA, 871 nt
Organism: Phragmites australis (common reed)
Lineage: Eukaryota; Viridiplantae; Streptophyta; Magnoliopsida; Poales; Poaceae
Product: NADH dehydrogenase [ubiquinone] 1 alpha subcomplex subunit 6-like
Exons: 2
Coding region: 184-579 (131 amino acids)
Biological process (GO): response to oxidative stress
Source: RefSeq, a predicted model, not a curated record
AUACUUUUUUAAGAUGUUCAACAAUCUCAGUCGCUAAAAUCGGUUGCACCACGCGGUACAGGACGGAUCAGCUCGAACUGAAUCCACCGCCCCCACCACUCAGGCACGCACGCGCGCAGCUCACGCCGGAGGCAACAAGGCAAGAGAGGCGGCGGCCCGAAGAGGCGAACCGGUCGGCCGGCGAUGGCGUUCACGAUGCGCGCGGUGAAGGUGCCGCCGAACUCGGCGUCGCUGGAGGAAGCGCGGCACCGCGUGUUCGACUUCUUCAAGCAGGCCUGCCGCUCCAUCCCGUCCGUCAUGGAGAUCUACAACCUCGAGGACGUCGUCACCCGGGCCCAGCUCCGCUCCAGCAUCGCCCAGCAGAUCCGCAGGAACCAGGCCGUCACCAACCCCAAGGUUAUUGAUAUGCUUCUGUUCAAGGGCCUGGAGGAGCUGAACAACAUAGCUGAGCAUGCAAAGCAGCGCCAUCACGUGAUUGGCCAGUAUGUGAUCGGAGAGGGCCUGCUGCAGGACCUGGGCUCAAAGGACCAAGGGAGCUCCGAGUUCCUGAAGAAAUUCUACACAGGCAAUUACUUCUAAUCUGAGUUACAAAUUUCCACCUUCUGUCAUACUGGGGAGGUGCUUUGAAUAAGACGCCGAGGGCCAAUCGUUUUUCCACUGGAGGUUUGAUUUGUUUGGUCCUUCAAUCCGCUGCUCAAUGUGUUGCUGUUGUUAGUUGUUUGUGACUUGUACACUGUGUACUUAUCAAGUUGAUGUUUAUGGGUUGAGCCUACCAAGAUGGAACUUUCUUGUGUUUUUUCUGACUCGGGUGAGCUCAACAUGCUGACAGCCUUCGAAUGGACAGAAACUGUAAAUUAUUGGCUCUAUCUUC